Messenger RNA from Aspergillus ochraceoroseus IBT 24754, 2424 nucleotides. RefSeq lists its product as uncharacterized. Bases 1 to 2424 code for a protein of 807 amino acids. NCBI's taxonomy places the organism in Eukaryota, Fungi, Ascomycota, Eurotiomycetes, Eurotiales, Aspergillaceae. The record is from RefSeq and is a predicted model, not a curated record. The transcript has 2 exons.
AUGGAUCCGUCAGCUGGUUCCGACUCCAAUCCUCCCGAAAGAAAGGGAUCUGUUCGGCGAGCAAGAGAAAUGUUAGAGGCGGGUCGACGUCCCAAAAUUCAAGUUCCCCAGGCAAACGCAGGAGGAAUACCACCCUCCAGACGAGAUGCUCGCCAAACACAGUGGCCUUUACCGGACGACAAUAUGUUACAAACGAAUGUUGUCGAUCAAAAAGGGACUCCGUUAAUCUCGAAGAGCCCUCCGCCUCAACGACCACCUCGUCCCGAUCUUCCAUCCCCUUCUAUCUACUCAGUCAGAAGCGCUUCAGAUGCUGCGCCCAGUCCGCUGCACAUCAAUCACCCGAAACCCUCCUUUUCACAUCCAUUUCACAAUCAACUGCUCAUCCAUCCAGCUUUGAGGGACCCUGCACCUGUCACAAGCGAAGAUACGCCUAGAAAACCAGGAGUUUCUUCUGUUAAUUCUAUUCAGUCACUACCUGAUUUACCACAGCCGAUUCCUCCUAGGAAGCCGGGUAACCUUGCUCCUCAGGCUGCGGCGCGCGCAAUCAUGAAUCACCCAGCGUCUGUUUCGCCCAUCCCCGAGGAAUUACUUGACAGCCCGACAAUAAUCAAUAAGCCUUACGCUCCUAGUCGAACCACCCGCUCUAGCUGGAGUUCCGAAAAAGGGGAGUCUGCUAUCCUCGGGGCCUAUGCAGAUGGCGAUUCCGGUGGUGCGCAUGAGUUUACGCAUGCGAUCGAAGGCCACAAUGGAAAUAUAAUUCGUCAAGCCAGUCUUGGGAAAAGAGGCAAGCCUUCCCUACGUACGAUCAGUAAGCCAUGCGUGGAUUCCCCCCCACUCCCCAAGAGUGAAAGCAAAACAGUUUCUCCUCGGGAGCUCGCAACCGGGGCUGCUCUGAAAGAAGUCGCGGCUGGUGUGAAUCCAAGAAACUCUCUUUCAUCAGAUUCGUCUGAAGAGUCACAUUUCGACCCGGAAAAACCACCCAUAGUGUUGGUCGAGGAUCCAAGGCCCCAUCAAGGUUAUCGUAAUAGAGGUUUUGCGAAGGAGGUGGGGGCACUGCCCAAGGGUGCCCCAACAAUGAGUGAGAUCAGACCAGGGGCCCGCAGACCUCCUCGGUUGAAUAUGGCGGCGGUUCGUGAUGCAGAGGCGCGAGGCAGUCUUACAAGUUUGUCGGAUUUGAUCAAGCGUGCAACAAAACUUGCGUCAAAUUUGGAGCAUAAUAGAACGGCAAGCAGAAACGAUUUGCUUAAUGCUGGCGGGGGCUCGAGGUUCGCAUUUCGUGGUGAUCAUAGCAGCAGGUCAGGCUCGAUUAAAGAUAUUUUGGCCUCAUUCCCACCGCCUGCCGCAACCCCAGAGGGUCACUCAUCUUGGCCGGUCUUCUUCCAGAGGUCUACUCUUCACCAAUUGAACUCCCAAGAACAGGGCCCAGAAGAAGGCCAGGAAAAAGGCACAAAUAGACAACGUCGUUGUUGUGGACUCCCUCUGUGGGCGUUCAUUCUGAUCUGCAUCAUUCUAAUCCUCGUCAUUGCCGCUGCUGUUCUCAUCCCGAUUUUCCUUGUUGUGGUGCCUCGAGAGCAUCAAAAUAGUGCUAGUAGCGGUUCGACAUGCGAGAAGACUGCACCGUGUGAAAACGGUGGUGUCAGUGUCUCAAGUGGCAAUGUUUGCUCCUGCGUUUGCGCUAAUGGCUACACUGGUUCACGCUGUACAACUGUGGGAGAUGCCAGUUGUGUCACGACCGAAAUCACUCAGGGUUCAACAUCACGAAAUGCUACCAUGGGAGAUGACCUCCCUCGUCUAUUCGAAGACUCUAAGACCAAUUUCAGCAUACCCCUUGAUCCAAUUACUAUCAUGGCGCUCCUCAGUCAGAACAAUGUCUCCUGCACGACCGAAAAUGCUCUUGUGUCGUUCAGUGGCAUGACCUCAAGCAACAGCACCCGUCGUUCUUUGUCUCUCGAUGAAGUCUUGGUCCCAGACGGGGAGCCUUCUGAUGAUAAUGGUCCUCCUGGCCCGGCCCCUAUACAUACUCCCACACCGACCCUUACUGCCCGAAAUUCUAUUGCGACAGAAAAUGGCAUCGUUUUCGAUAACUCGUCAGUCACCGAGACCUCGCAAUCCGUAGAAACAACUCCUUCCUCAGUCGCCACACCGAAAUCAACUUCAACAACCUCCAGCUCUUUGACCAUCACUACGAAAGUCCUUGAUUUCUCCCGAAUCGCUGUGCUUUAUAUCCUGGAAAAGACUGGCACUCUCGAGGCAGCCAUGUUCUCCGCAGACGCCAUACAGACCUACCUGGAGAAGUCGUACUCCCACUCCUCCAAUGGGAUAUACCAUCUGAACCUCGUUCCCGCUGGGGUGAAGGGUAAUUUUACCCUCGACUUCCAGGACUUGACAAUCACCAAUCUCAACGGGGAUGUUAUUGGUGGUUAG